Messenger RNA from Bombus pyrosoma, 2141 nucleotides. RefSeq lists its product as uncharacterized. The record is from RefSeq and is a predicted model, not a curated record. NCBI's taxonomy places the organism in Eukaryota, Metazoa, Arthropoda, Insecta, Hymenoptera, Apidae. Gene Ontology annotation, biological process: detection of chemical stimulus involved in sensory perception of smell; sensory perception of smell. Gene Ontology annotation, molecular function: odorant binding; olfactory receptor activity. Bases 1 to 1983 code for a protein of 660 amino acids. The transcript has 11 exons. Gene Ontology annotation, cellular component: plasma membrane.
AUGUGUUUUAAUUACGCGUUACAGCGUACAGUCGAGGAAAUGAUCACUUAUGUUAAAGAAGCGCAACAAUACGAGAAAAAGAUCUUCUACAAGUACAUCAAGAAAUGCUAUGUUUUCUGCGGUGGUUCCAUGGCAUGUACGUAUGUGACAGCGACUUGUUUUUCGUUACGACCUAUAGUAUUGCCAGUUUCUCUCCCAUUUGACGCGGAGUAUCCAUUUCCUAUCAAUUAUACAUCAAUGUAUGUUAUCAUAUAUAUGCACCAUGCUUGCCUUUGUAUUCAAACCGCUGCACACGUAUGCGUAAGCUCAUUUGGGGCGCUUUUACUUUGGUUUACGGUAGCGAGAUUUGAGUGUUUAGCCGCGGAAUUGGAGAGGAGCACAGACAUUGAUGCGUUGGUUGUUUGCGUAAAGAAGCAAUUACAUUUAAAAAGAUACGCGGAAGAAGUGUUUAAUAGUUUUCGAUUUUUGGUACUGUAUGCCAUUGGAGUAGCCACGUUUGGCAUUACUCUGUGUUUUCUUAUGAUGCUUGUGAAUGUACCUCUAUUUGUGAAACUACAGUUUAUAGGCGUAUGUGUCACUGUACUUAUGGAAAUUUACUUGUACGCGUGGCCAGCUGAUUAUUUGAAAGAUAUGAGUAUUGACGCUCCACAAAGUAUAUAUAACUCAACAUGGUAUGAACAGAAAUUGGGAAUGCAGAAAAGUCUACUGAAUGUGUUAUUAUAUCGGCAACCGCUAACGCUUUCAAUCGCAUGUAUAGUACCAGAGCUCUCUUUGCGUUACUACUGUUCGUACCUGUCCAAUGCCUUCUCCAUCUUCACUACUUUGCGCGUUAUCUGUAUAUAUCGAACUCUGGCACCAGUUAAAUCUAUUGCAUUAGAUUCACAGGAACAAACACUUUUCGAAGUCAUGACGAAACAAAUAACACCGGAGAAAGUUAUUCACAUUACGUGGCUCAGUGUAGUUAUAACUCUUUGUUGGCCGCUUCCUAUCAACAGCAACAGAAAUAAAAUCUUUUAUUUCAAGAUAUUGCAGAUCUGCAGUAUUAUAAGCGCCUGUUUGCUAUUUCUGCCAAUGCUAUAUUUUUGCUAUGUACACUUUGAUGAUCUGGUCGUUACUUCCUCGUGUGUCUGCCUUACAAUAGGUGUAUCACAAAAUAUAUUUCAGACUAUUGUAUGCUGCGUCAAACACGUGUCUUUACAGCGUAUAGUCGAGGAAAUGAUAGUUUGUAUCAAAGAAGCGGAACGAUAUGAACGAGAAAUUUUCCACAAGUACAUCAAGAAAUGCUAUGUUUUCUGCGGUUGUUCCAUAGCAUGUACGUAUGUGACUGCGGUUGGUUUUUCAUUACGACCUGCAAUUUUGCCAGUUCCUUUCCCAUUUGAUGUGGAAUAUCCGUUUCCCGUAAAUUAUACAUCAGUAUAUAUUAUCAUAUAUAUGCAACAUGUUUGCGUUUGUUUUCAAUCCGCUGCGCAAAUAUGCGUAAGCUCGUUUGGAGGGCUUUUACUUUGGUUCACGGCAGCGAGAUUUGAGUGUUUGGCCGUGAAUUUGGAGCGGAGCACAGACACUGAUACAUACGGAGAAGAAGUGCUUAAUAGUUUUCGUUUUAUGGUACUUUACGCUGUUGGAGUAGCCACAUUUGCUUUGACUUUGUGUUGUAUUAUGAUGAUCGUAGAUGUACCUCUGUUCGUGAAGAUACAGUAUAUAGGUGCAUGUGUUACUGUACUUACGGAAAUUUACUUGUACGCAUGGCCAGCUGAUUACUUGAUAGAUAUGAGCAUGGGCAUCCCGCAAAGUGCAUAUAAUUCGACCUGGUAUGAUCGGAAGUUGGAAAUGCAGAAAAAUCUACUGAACCUGUUAACAUAUCAAAAACCAUUAGUACUUUCCAUAAGAUGUAUAGUGCCAGAACUCUCAUUGCGUUAUUAUUGUUCGUACCUGUCCAAUGCCUUCUCCAUCUUCACUACUUUGCGCGUCAUGAUACAGAAUUAAUUCAAGAUGAAUAUGCUCUGAACGCGGUUUUAUUCCUAUAAAGAACCAUUCUUUGUGAUAAUCGCGAUUAAUGUCACUCUAUUUCAUAACAAAUCGUGUAUUAACAUUGACUUUUUGUGGACUUUUAUGAACAAAAAUAUUUAUUUGAGUGAAGACCA